Molecule: messenger RNA, 275 nt
Organism: Medioppia subpectinata
Lineage: Eukaryota; Metazoa; Arthropoda; Arachnida; Sarcoptiformes; Oppiidae
Source: the annotation of a GenBank genome assembly
CGAUCCGCCGAAGACCCGACACUCGUGUCACCGAUUCAUAUGGAGACCAACCAUAGGAUUACGACUCUCUUUGGACAACGAGAGGGACAGCACUGCCUGUAGUGACGGAUUGGACGCCGACUACCGAUGACCCGACAGAGACCCUCAUCAGAGACCGCAAGAAAGUGGAAUCCAUUUCACAAAACGGCGACUUCAAGGACACCAAAGCCGAGGCCACAGACACUCCCGGAGCCGACACUAUGACCGACCCAACAGUCAGUUCAGUGAAGAAAUGA